Messenger RNA from Rotaria socialis, 1944 nucleotides. Lineage: Eukaryota; Metazoa; Rotifera; Eurotatoria; Philodinida; Philodinidae. The record is from the annotation of a GenBank genome assembly.
AUGAUGGAUGGUAACGAUAAUAAUCAACCUGCAACAGGAAUAGUUCUUCAACCAGAAUUGCACUUAAAAUUUUUACUCGGAUGUAAAAAACUUGAAGAAGAACAAAAAACUAUUCGUGAAAAACAGAAAAUUGAAGAAGAACAAAAAACUCUUCGUGAAAAUAAGAAAAUUGAAGAAGAACAAAAAACUGAACGUGAAAGAAUUGCAGAAGAACAAGCAACUAAACGUCAUGAAGAAGUAGAAAAAACUAGACGUAAAAGAAUUGCAGAAGAACAAGAAACUGAACGCACGAAAAUAAAACAUACACAAUCAUUAAUAUCGAACAUUCUACCACUUUCAUCUCAUUACGAUUUUUACAUUCUUAAGGUAGAGGGUAAUCUAUAUGAUUUUGAAAUUGAUUGGAUAUCGCCAAAUGAUAAUGAUUAUUUUAACGGUGAAAUAAAAACGUGUAUUGGAAAUUAUUUGGAGAAAAUUCCAUCAUCUCGAAUACUCAGUGAAGCGAAACUUCAGAAACACGUUAAUGACUUAAUAGCUGAUUUAUUAAAUGCAUUGGGUGAUUCUACAGUAUUAAAAUGUCAAGAUACACCUUCUUCGAAAUAUUUAGCGACCAAAUUUUGUCCUGAUUGUACAUUUAUUUUUAAAAAUAUCAAUGCUGAAAAAGAUUGUUUAGAAGAUUUUGUUGUUUGUCUUGGUGAAUUAAAACGUUCGAAUAAAGACAUGACAGAGAAGAAUGUAGUUGGUCAAUUAUUACAAUAUUUAAGUUUAUUAUUAACAAUACAAGCGCGUCCAAAAAUCUAUGGUUUCCUGUUAAAUACUGAAUAUAUACAAUUUUAUUAUGUUGAACGAAGACCAAAUUCUAGUGACUAUAAAUAUUUUAAAAGUAAAAGUUUACCAAUUUAUGAUCAUUCAUCUAAAGAUUUGCCAAGUAAUGAUAACCAAAAAAUAACAACAGAUCAAACAUCAGAAGAAAAUAUUCAGUUUUGUGAAAAUACAUGGAAAAUAUUUACAAAAUUUUUAAUAAUGCAAACGGAUUUUUAUCGAUAUGAAACAUUAAAUAUAGAUCCAAAGGAUAAUGAAUUAAAUAAAUAUGAGAUUCAAAAAAGAUUAGGAUUUGGUUUAACAUCAAAAGUAUAUUUCUUAAAUAAUCGGAAAAAAAAUAUGAGAACAACACGACAAAAUACAAUACAACAAGAUAAUACUAAUACCAUUGAAAGCGGUGUAAUAAAAAUAUCAAAAGAUGAUGGAUAUUCAUCAGAAUUUUUCAAUGAAUUAGAGAUAACAAAAAAAUUAAAAGUAAAAGAUAUUGACAAGUUCAAGUUAUUUUUUCAAGAAAUUGCAUAUUCGUCGCCAAAAGGUAAUUAUUUGAUAUUCAAAAAUGAAUUAGAAAACUUAGAAUCAUUUUCAUUACGUCAAUCGGAAGAAAUAUUUGAUAUAAUUGAAUAUUUAUAUGAUUCCAAUAUUAUUCAUCGAGAUAUACGUCCAAAUAAUUUAAUGUUCGAUACAUCUACUUCACAUGUAAAAUUAAUUGAUUUUGGAUUUGCUAUUACAUUGGAUAUUAAUGAUGAAUCAAAAGAAGUACCAAUAGCAGGUACAAUAACAUAUGCUGGUUAUGAAUUUUUAAAUUUUUAUUCAAAAAUCGAACAUAAUGCAGUAUGGUCUCGAUCUUAUCGUUAUGAUAAAAAAUUUGAUUCAAAAUGUGCAUUAAAUAUUAUCAUCUAUAUGAUUAAUAGGAGUGUUCGACAUAAAUUGAAUGAAAUUGAAGAAUUACCAUCUACUGAACAAAAGACACCAAAAUUAUUAGAAUUAUGGGCGAAUGUUAAAAAAGAACAUGAAAAAUAUUCAAAUUUAUUAACUACAAUAAAUAAUUUAACUGAAUCAUCAGAAUUUCAGAAAUUAAAAGGUCAAUUAGAAGAACUUUAUGAAGAGGAAAUAGCUUUCAUGUGA